UUUUCUCCACAAGGGAGAGAGAACUCCAUCAAAAUCGAAAUCCGUCAAGAGAGAGAACACGGCGAGCAAAGAUGAACACAGAUAUCACUGCGUCGGUGAAGCCCGAGUAUCCAGUAGUGGAUCGAAACCCUCCGUUCACGAAGACUGUUGCCAAUUUCAGUGCACUUGAUUACCUUCGAUUCGUCACCAUCACUGGAGUCUCCGUCACUGUCGGAUACCUUUCUGGAAUCAAGCCCAACAUUAGAGGUCCUUCAAUGGUAACUGGAGGUCUGAUCGGUCUCAUGGGUGGGUUUAUGUAUGCUUACCAGAACUCUGCUGGGAGGCUUAUGGGUUUCUUCCCUAAUGACGAAGAGGUAGCCCGGUACAAGAAAUUGAACAAUUUUUAGUCGUUAAUUAAAUUUUAGACGAACAAAAGUAGGUGCAUUUCUGGGUUUCAUCCCCUGUCUGAGACAUUUGGUUUUGUCAAUAAUCAAAUUCUUCUUCUCUGUUGGCUUUGUUGUUGAGGUUUGAUUUCCUGUUAUUUGUGAUUAACCAAUGUCUGAAGCUUCCGUUCUGUUGGACUCCUUUAAUGACUUCAUCUGUACUUUCAUUAAGUGUGAAAUCUUCCACAAGCACACAGUCAACAUGUAUUGAAAGAUAGUACUGAAUUAUUUAUUUGAUUGAGCCAUCAA
Telopea speciosissima is the source of this 671-nucleotide messenger RNA. RefSeq lists its product as uncharacterized. NCBI's taxonomy places the organism in Eukaryota, Viridiplantae, Streptophyta, Magnoliopsida, Proteales, Proteaceae. The transcript has 2 exons. The record is from RefSeq and is a predicted model, not a curated record. The coding region runs from base 72 to 386 and encodes 104 amino acids.